GAGAAGAUUCCCCGGCCAUUAGUGACGGAUAGCAUCUGGGCUGAGAACUUCUUUUCCAGAGAUCAAGGACUCUCCUUCUUGGCUCAUACGUUUGACCAUCCUCUAAAAUCUUCUUCGUCUGAGUAAGAGAGAGGGAAAGAGAGAUGGCUGAGUCUCUGGUUUCCAAUGUCGUGUCUCAGCUUGCCAACCCUCUCAUCCAAGAAGCUGUUUUCUUGCGUGGGGUGAAGGAUCAAGUUGAAUGGGUCAGAAGAGAACUGCAACGAGUGAAAGGCUUCCUCAAAGAUGCCGAAUCCAGGAGGAAGGGAGACGAAAGAGUGGAGAAUUGGAUACGUGAGAUAAGAGAUGUGGCAUAUGAAGUGGAAGACAUCAUAGACAGGGUCAUGUUCAUGGCUGAGAGGCAGCGUCAGAGGAGAGACUUCAUGGGCACCAUUUCAAGGUACUCUCACAAACCUUGUGAAUUGAUUACCCUACAUAAAAUUGGUUCUGAAAUUGGAAAAAUAAAGGAAAAGAUCCAUGGUAUCUCUGAUAGCAGAGCCACAUAUGGCAUUGCUAAUCUAGGUGAAAGUAGUGCAGUGGAUGAAAGUUGGCAAUCACUCAGAGAAUCCUCUCCUCACUCUUAUGAUGACGACAUUGAUGUUAUAGGCUUCGAGAAUGAUAAGAAAAAAAUAGUGAGUCAAUUGCUUGAUCGGAAUAAGAAAGCACGAUGUGUAAUUUCUAUAGUGGGUAUGGGUGGGCUAGGCAAGACCACCCUGGCAAGAAAGGUGUAUAAUGACCCUGCAAUUAGAGAGCAUUUUAAUACCUUUGCUUGGGUUUCAGUUUCUCAGAGCUACCGAGGUAUCGAGCUAGCAAAGGACAUCAUGAAAAAAGUAAUGGGAAUCAAAAAGAAGGAAGAAACAACUGCAGGAAUUACACUAGAAGAAUUAGAGCAGAUGGGUGAAGAAGAAGUGAGAGAGAAGCUCCGUGAUUUCCUAAGGGACAGAAAGUAUUUGGUCGUGAUGGAUGAUGUAUGGAGUGUUGAUGUUUGGAGAGAAAUGCAGCGAGUCUUUCCUAAUGAGAACAAGGGCGGCAGAAUACUGCUUACAACACGUAACAUUGAGGUUGCAAGAGAUGCCGAGCCAUGGAUUCCUCCACAUGAACUGCACCUUUUAGACGCCACGGAGAGCUGGAAACUCUUUCGUAAGAAGGCAUUUCCACCAAAUCAAGAUGUCCCAACUGAGUUGGAGGCAUUGGCCCAGAAGCUUGCAAAGAAGUGUGGUGGACUUCCUCUUGCACUGGUGGUGUUGGGGGGCCUUCUGUCAAAGAAAGAUGGUAGCUAUCAUGAGUGGUCGAGAGUAGCUCAGAGCAUGAAUUGGGAAGAUAGUAGAGAUGGGAAGGAGUGCCUCACUAUAUUGGGUUUAAGUUACAAUGACUUGCCGUAUCCGUUAAAACCAUGUUUUCUAUACAUUGCUGCAUUUCCAGAGGACUCCAUUAUCUCUGCUUCCAAAUUAGUCAGGUUGUGGGUCGCCGAAGGAUUCAUCCCCCAAGAGCAGAGAAGGACAAUGGAAGAAACUGCUAGAGCUUGGUUGGAUAAUUUGGUCCAGAGGUGCAUGAUCCAGCUUGUCAAGAGAAGCAAGACUCAUGGAUGGGUCAAAUGCAUACGCAUCCAUGAUCUGUUACGUGACUUGGGCCAAUCGGAAGCCAGAAGGGAUGGAUUUUUUCUUCAAGUUCGCAGUAGCGACGUGGGAGUAUCUCAUGGUAUACUGAGUCAUCGUAGGGCUUUCCACAAUCAUAUGCAAGACGAGGCUGAUGUCUCCUCACCGCAUCUCCGCACUUUGCUGGGCUUCAGUUUAAUUUUGACUAAUGGGGGAAGAUUUUUGAAUGGGUUAAACUUAUUAAGGGUGCUGGAUCUGGAGGGUGCAGGAGCUUUGGAGGAGUUACCGAAACAGAUCGGCGGCAUGAUUCAUCUACGAUACCUAGGAUUGAGAAGAACUAGUUUGAAGAGACUGCCAUCCUCCAUCCGGCAUCUUCUGAAUCUACAGACUCUAGAUGUGAGAGACACAAACAUUGAUUGGCUUCCGAAAUCAUUUUGGAAAAUCCGGACGCUGAGGCAUGUCUAUAUUAAUACAUUGAUGUUUUUGAGCGCACCGAUAAAUGGUGAUCACAAGAACCUGCAGACUCUGCGAAUCAUGCGUCCUGGAAAAGAUACGAUUUCUAGGUUGUUGAUCGAAACAUGUGACGAAAUGCUUGGAAAGUCUCUCGGAAAAGCACUCGAGAAAACGGACAGUCUGUUCUCCUUCAGUCUGGUAAUUCCUAAUUUUAUCGAAAGGGACGUCUUUUUCGCUCAGGCACGAAAGCUGCACAAGCUCCGUUCAUUGAACCUGCGUGGAGGGUUGUUACAACGACAGCUCCCAGACAGCAGUCAAUUCCCGCCAAAUCUUACCAAGCUCGUAUUACUGCUCACUUAUUUGGAGCAAGACCCAAUGCCGGUGCUGGAAAAUCUACCAAACCUCAGGCUUCUCGCACUGAAUUGGCAAUCAUAUCUUGGGACGAGCAUGUCGUGUUCUUCUGGAGGCUUUCCUCUACUGCAACACUUGGUGUUAACCGAAAUGGGCAUUUUAGAGGCAUGGACAGUGGGAGUUGGGGCGAUGCCCAGACUCACCCACUUACUUAUCUGGCAAUGCCACAACUUGGAGAUGCUUCCUGAGGGAUUGCCACGCUUGACCACACUUCGAGAACUGAGGCUGGUUCAAAUGCCCCGUGAGUUCAAUAACAAGGUCAGAAAUGAGCUUCGACACAUCCCCUCUAUUAUUUUUGAACGUGAGCUGCAGUAACAUAAUAUCAGCAGUACCUAUUCUGAAUCAUGAAUCAUAUGGGGCUUGGGGAGCGCAUAGAUUUGCUUUGGAGUUCCUAAUAGAUAUAGUUUUCUUUAGUUAUUUAGUUGGAUUCUAUAUCUGUUGGCUUUAUAUUUGGUCUGGUUACCAAAUUAUGUGCUGGAACAUUGAGAGUCUCUAUUAUCUUGGGAUUAUUGUUGUUGAGGAUAAAUUAGUAUUUGCAUUUUUCAUUACCUUAUUUUUGCAAGAUUGAUUGAGUUUUGCUUUUAAA
Messenger RNA from Phoenix dactylifera (date palm), 3081 nucleotides. NCBI's taxonomy places the organism in Eukaryota, Viridiplantae, Streptophyta, Magnoliopsida, Arecales, Arecaceae. The record is from RefSeq and is a predicted model, not a curated record.